Messenger RNA from Python bivittatus (Burmese python), 3337 nucleotides. The record is from RefSeq and is a predicted model, not a curated record. NCBI's taxonomy places the organism in Eukaryota, Metazoa, Chordata, Lepidosauria, Squamata, Pythonidae.
AAAAAGUAAUAUUUAUCAUUCAGUAGGCAUUCAAGUCUUUAGAGAUACUGGAUUAUCAUAUUCAUGAUGUAUUUCUCUGGACAUUUUAAUAGUUUCCCUUUCUAAAAAAAUACAAUGAUACUUUAUGAAGAAACAUAGAAACUGUCAUCAAGGGGACAUACAGAUUGAUUGACCCUAAACACAAGAUCUUGCUAAUUGGAUUCUUCUGGUGAAAUCAUAACAUGGCUCCUCUAAUGUAUCAUUUUGCAUAUUAUAAAUUAAACUUGUGAUCUCUUUCGGGUAGAUUUACACAACAGCUUUUAUUAAAAUCAGUGAGAUGUCAUCUGUCAUUUUAGUAUACUGAAUCUUUCAUGAAGUCUUAAAUAAUUCCUGCAGAGAAUUAGUAUUACAGGUUUCCAUACCAUAUAUUGUCAUUUUCUCCAAAUUAUAAAAAGCAGGAUAGGCAUACAAUAUAUCUGAAGCAUUUGUGAAAUUAUUAAUCAAGGAAAGAAAUUAGGAUGGAAGGAAGAACAUUUUAUUGACAUAUGUUUGCUCCUAUAUAACAUUUAUAUGGGUCCCUGUGGACUUUCAGUCUGGGCUAGCAUCAUAUCAGAGAAACGCUAUCUGUAUGAUACUCACUUCUAAGCAAAUAUGCUUUAGAAGGCUACAGUUUUAUUUGAGAUUAUUUGAUACUACCUUUGGAAUGUAAUUAAAGCCUUGGUACAGUAUGUUCCAUAUUAUUAUGAAGAUCACAUUGUUUAGCACAACAAAGUAAGCAAGCAAUAUUUUACAUUUUUAAAAUUUCUAAUCUAUUUAUUUUACUAUAAACUCAUUCAUAGUCCACCUAUCCCAGUUCAGUGGAUUAUAUACAUGAAUAAACAUACAUUGUCCUGUUAGAACCUAGCCAGUAUUUUCUCAAAAGUUUAUCUGUUCAUAUCAAAAAUGAGGUCUUCUUAAACAAAAAAAGUUGCCUUGAAAGGAGGAAAAUCUGGCAUCUGCAUACUCUUCUUUUUUAAAGAAUAUUUUUCUCUGAGUUUAGUUCCCAGAUCAUUAAUGAGCAACACAGUGCAGUGAGUUAGUUGCUGUCCCUGAUACAUGCCUUUACAUGCCCCCUGUAUGCAAAUGGACCAGACAUUUGGCUUCCCCAAUCACAACUAGGUGAAAACCAUUUCAGCCACUGUGCUGGUACCAACUUAUGGAAAAAAGCAACAAGAUAAUCUGGACUUGUUACAGGUUUAUUCCUGAGUCUCCUCGGUGGCUGAUCUCUCAAGGAAGAAUUGGAGAAGCUGAAGCUAUUAUUCGGAAGGCUGCAGAAAUAAACAAGAUCCCAGCCCCAGCAGUACUUUUAGAUCCAGUGGAGGUAGAAGAUUUGAAAGCCAAGCAACAUCAGGGUGUGCUUUUGGAUUUGUUCAGAUCACGAAACAUUGCAAUUAUGACUAUUAUGUCUCUUCUUUUAUGGAUGUUUACAUCUAUUGGCUAUUUUGGCUUGUCACUCAGCACACCCAAUCUGCACGGAAAUGCCUACUUCAAUUGUUUCCUGUCAGCAGUCAUUGAAGUCCCAGCCUACGUGAUUGCUUGGCUUCUCCUACGGAUCUUGCCUCGACGUUAUACGAUAUCUGGCACCCUCUUCUUAGGAGGAGGCGUUGUUUUGCUCAUACAGCUAGUACCUACAGAUCUCCACAUUCUGUCUCUCAUAUUAGUGAUGCUGGGGAAAUUUGGGAUCACAUCUGCCUUCUCCAUGCUUUAUGUCUACACUGCAGAACUCUACCCAACCAUAGUAAGAAACAUGGCAGUAGGUGCUGCUUCCAUGUCAUCCCGGGUGGGCAGCAUUAUUGCACCAUACUUUGUUUUUCUGGGUGCCUAUGGUAGAUUUCUGCCUUACAUCCUCAUGGGCAGCCUAACGGUAUUGGUAGGGAUUCUCACCCUCUUCUUUCCCGAAAGUUAUGGGAACCCUCUGCCAGAGACAUUUGAUGAGAUGCUGCAAAUUAAAGGAUUCAAAAACAGAAAACACCUCUACAAAGUAGAGAAUUCAGAGCAAAAUGAACUGACCAUCAAGAAUCUGAGAUCAUUUUGAUCAUAUCAGUUGAAUGGACAAAUUCAUGGUUAACUGUAAUUUUAAAGAUACAUGAAAGUCAGUAACACUACUAGAGAGACUUGCCCUAAUGAUCCUGCAGUUCUCAAAAACACUGAUGUACCAAAUAUGUGGAAUUGCUGUUAAAUUGCUGUGUUGGCACAAGUUACUUUUAUCAGUAAUUAUUUCUAUUCCUUGGUUUGGGAUUUGCAUUUUUGUGAGGUCUUGAGUAUUUUCAUCUCUUCUUGAGGUGUAGGGAUUAUUUUAUUGCGGUAUAUGUAUUUUUAUACUUUAUAUAACAUUUUAGUUUAUAAUAUGUGUUUCUUUGAACUCCAAAUGGCACUUUUAAAAUGCUCUAAAGUCUGGAUUAAGAUACUAUAAUGUUAUGCUUUAGAAAAUAAAUGGCAGCAUCUUUUAUGCAUAGGGCUUUAUCUUGUAAGGCUCACUUGAACAUUUUUUAAAAGAAAAAUAACUUUAAAAGAGAACAUUGACUAUAAUAAAAUGUCAUUAUAAACUUUAAAAGUUAUUUUUAAAAGCAAAGCACAUGUUUUGAAAGUAGAAGUAACCUAUAACAAUAUUUUCCUCCAUCAACCUGAAAAUAGUUCUGAAAAUCCACAGUCCUAAAACCAACCAUCAUUAGCUUGUUAUACUGUGUCUUUGACUGUCAAAGAGAGAACAAUGCCCACAAUAUGUAGACACAAUUUCUCUACUCUGCAUUCUGGUUACUUAUAUGUUAUAAGCCAAAUUCAUUCACUGGGCCCAAAUACAGCUCUUUAAUUGAUUAUUUUCUUCAGUGAGAAAUAUUAUAAAUCAGGUAAUACCUUGGAUGGAAGUUGGCCUGCCAGAAGAAACUGGAUUUUUUUAAAAAAUAUUUACCCAUUUUAGGUUUUUUAGGACAUGAUAAAGCAAGUACUUAAAAAUGACUGCAUAUAUGAGCUUGUGAGCAAAUUCUCUGCUGAGAAAGUAAUAUUGAUAAGAUAGUGAUUAAGAUCAGGUAUUCACACAAGAAUCAGAUUUUUACAUACAGUAGCAAUUUGUUACCCAUUUAACACUUAAAUUCUUUCUCUGUUUUUUGCCAACAAAAUCAUAUGCCCACAUCUAUUCUUUGGUUUAAUGGCUCAAAAUGGCUAUUUUGAUGAGGAACAUUUAUAUGAAAAUGCAAAGUACUGUAAUUCAUAUGUUACCAGCAUCAUGGGAGGAAACAAGCUUUCCUGCUUUUACUGCUUGAGUAUUGUUCCUGGUAAUGUACUAAUCAGAUUUAAUUCAUUAAAAAAAGUAUGCAAUCCA